AUGACUGAUGUUCACCAUUGGCCCCUCUAUCAGCUGGAUAUUAAGAAUGCUUUUUUAUACGGUGACCUUGAGGAUGAAGUUUAUGUGGAGCAACCACCUGGAUUUGUUGCUCAGGGGGAGAAAGACAGGAUUAGGAAUGAAGUUAUUAGGGACAAGGUAGGAGUGACAUCUGUGGAGGACAAGUUGUGGGAAUCGAGGUUAAGAUGGUUCGGGCAUGUGAAAAGGAGAGACAUAGAUGCUUCGGUCAGGAGUUGUGAGAGGUUGUCCAUGGCGGGUCUGAGGAAGGGAAUUGGUAGGCCUAAGAAGUAUUGGGGAGAGGUAAUUAGGCAGGACAUGUUAUUGCUUCAGCUUACUGAGGAUAUGACCCAUGAUAGGAAGGUGUGGAGGUUGAGGAUUAGGGUUGUAGGUUGA
Nicotiana tabacum (common tobacco) is the source of this 411-nucleotide messenger RNA. The record is from RefSeq and is a predicted model, not a curated record. NCBI's taxonomy places the organism in Eukaryota, Viridiplantae, Streptophyta, Magnoliopsida, Solanales, Solanaceae.